GGAGAUUUAAACAUUGUUAAAUCUAAGAGGGAGGUUGGGCAGAAGCAUUUCUUUCUUGGCCGCGAGACAAACAUUAAUAUUAGAUGUCGUGGGAGUAAACUUCUAAUGUGCAAGGGAGAAGGCUUUGGAGGAAACAUGUAAAACAUCGGUCCAGGGAGGACUUAAAAAUCCAGAUAGGCUUGAAAUGAGGAGCCAAAAUCCCUUAGCACCGUUGUCAGAAACUUAUCACACCUAUAUUAGUAGAGCCAGCAAAACCGAUCCCCCCCACUCAGAACUGGCGUGACUCCACUGAUUUCAAGGGAACUUUGUCAGGCUAUGUCCUGGGGGACUUCCUCCCGGCAAAAUUAAUAUUAGCAUAUAAAAAACUGAACCCUUCCUACAAGCAAAGAAUUAAAUGCUCUUUUAAUGGGCUAUAUGCGGUUCUUAAGCAGAUAACAUAGGUACUGGCUUGAGCAAAGAUUUGACCCAGUAAAUGGAGCUGAAAAGCAAACAUUUUGCAAUUAAAAUAAUUGCAGAAUUUUAAAAUGCUGCAGUACACUUAUGGAAUAAUCAUGGAACGGCUGAGAAGGCUCUAACGGAGACCUUGAACAGUGGUGUGUUUAGUCCUGCACAGCAUGUUGUUAUCUAGCAGGAAGCUGAAAGCUGAGUGCCAUGAGGGAAGCUGGGAGUGAAUGAAUCCAUCCCCUUUCUCACCAUCACGUUUAUGAUGAGGAUCCUGGGGAUUCAUGCAAGGGUUGCCUGGGGAGUUGGUGAUCUCUAUUCUUAAAUGAGUGUGUGCAGCUAGUGAAGAUGGUAAAACACAUUGUUGGGGUGCGGCAGAUGGUACAGCCCUUAAGAAACCAAGAUGCUCUUUAAGGAAAGGAUCCCUGCGCAGGACAAAUGACAGAGCACCACGGAUAAGGGUCCCCCGCUGACGAGCGAGACAUGCAGUAGGAGCCGGCGCUUCCCAUCGGAGAGCGACGCUCCUGGGUGCCGCGAGGCCCUGGGCACAGCCGGGAGAGCGGCUCGGGAGAGGCCAGGAGAUGCACCAAAUCAGCUGCCUCCUCGCAGGGCUUGUCUUCAUCCUCGGCGUGACCGGCACGGACGGUUUUGCCCGGGCAGGCCGUCGAGCGUGCGCCGCGGAGGCGCCGAGCCGGCCGGCCGCCGUCCCGCAGUCCCCCAAACUCCAGCUGGUGCUGGCCCCCUUCCAUAACCUCAUGCCAUCUGCGCCAGACGACGUGGGCGCAGACCCCAUCAGCCGGCUGUCCCACUCCCUCCAGCAGCUGGACAGAAUCGACUCCCUGAGCGAGCAGAUCUCCUUCCUCGAGGAGCGGCUGGGAGCGUGCAGUUUGUCUAACCCUUGGCCUCGCGGCACAGAGCUGGGAAGGCUGGCCACGGUGAGCAGAUGCAGGCCAGCUAGAUCAGUAACACACGUGCCACUAUUAAUCUAUAUCGCCCUUCAAACUCAGCAGCCUGUAAUUAAUAAAAGAUGAACACAAACAGCCCAUUAGCUUCAUUUCAAAGCUGUUUCUAUGGCUGCACCAUCUGAU
Molecule: messenger RNA, 1529 nt
Organism: Struthio camelus australis
Lineage: Eukaryota; Metazoa; Chordata; Aves; Struthioniformes; Struthionidae
Source: RefSeq, a predicted model, not a curated record